Messenger RNA from Penicillium salamii, 474 nucleotides. The record is from the annotation of a GenBank genome assembly. Lineage: Eukaryota; Fungi; Ascomycota; Eurotiomycetes; Eurotiales; Aspergillaceae.
AUGACGAUUGGAGCUGGUAAGUUACCCGCUUCCUGGGUUGGUCCGUGCGCUGGGCGGACAUUUUGGGCAGAAUGCGGAGUACGCUGGGACUCAUCAGCAACUGGACACUUCAAUCUUGAUAACUUCGACUGUUCUUCUCAGCCCAAGUUACGGGCAAGGAUUCGACAUGGUGAGCUUUCGGCCCUUUUCAACUUUCGCUCGCUGCUUCUUGUGCUCCUCUUGAUUAUUUGCACCAGUAGCUAUGCCCAUUCGAUAAUGCCCGGUAUCAUGGACCGGAAUCAGAACGGGAUGUUCGGGAUUUUCUGGAAGUGUGCACGUAUCGGAGAGCGACUCAGUCCAUACGUGAGCAUCUGUUGUGUUCUGAUGGCUGUGAGUUCCGUCCCAACGCGCCACACGGUUGCGAGGGCCAAGUUAUAUACUGACAAUUGCGUACCCAUAUACAGGUCUCUAUCUUCUUUGGUGGCUGAUCACUAG